Messenger RNA from Dibothriocephalus latus, 933 nucleotides. Lineage: Eukaryota; Metazoa; Platyhelminthes; Cestoda; Diphyllobothriidea; Diphyllobothriidae. The record is from the annotation of a GenBank genome assembly.
AUGGAGGUUUUGAACGAAAAUUUUCCGAAUCUUGCUUCCUUAGACACCUCCUUUUGCAACCAGGAAAAAUGCGAUGAUAUUAAAUCAUUCGUCACAAAGGGCAUUGCUUACAGAAGAGCCCGACUGGUUUGCAUUUCCGGCUCGGUAUUUGCAAUAUUAUUUGCCCUCCUAGAAACUUGUUUCAUGUUUGCUAGCUUGGCAUUGCGUGUAAAAUGCUUUGACAUUGCUGGAUUUCUGGGAAAAGUCUCCCUGCUUUUUCUAAUCGCGGUGAUAUUAGAGUGGCUGCGCUGCUGCAUUUGGCGUGAUGUCACCCCUAACGCCAGUAACUACAAUCUACAAAUACAAGAAGCACCAAAUGUAAUGCACUCAACUACACUUGGUCAGCUGGAUGAGGGAGAUUCCAACGCACUAGGAUUGCAAUCCAGCAUUAACCCUUUAAGUGAUCUCCGUGUAGGCAUGACACUGGGUGAACUGACACAGACACACAAUUUUGCGUCCAGCACGGGGCCCCUAAGAAGGUUUUCCUUGGAUGGCAAACAAGUUGCAGUCUCUUGUAUCCUCUUUAUUAUUUACUUUAUUCUCUUGGGCUUCCUUCUUGAUGGCGCUCUCUGGAUUCCCUCAGAAUAUAACCGCUCAGUCAGUCCGGAUCAGACCGAUCACAACAAAACUUUUAAUGGAACAACUCCUGUGACUGACUGUCCCGCCUCUGGGUUCCGUACGGGCCUGUGUUUCCUGGUGAUCCAUGGUUUGUUACUUGGUGUUAGGAUAACAUUCUGCUGUGUGAGUGACUUCGGUGGAGCUGUUCGCUUCUUUAUCUCUCGAUUUCGUAAACCGUCUCCCCAACCUCCAUCUGCACUGGUAGUUGAACAACACCUUUCUAUGUUCCCGGACAAAAUGGACCAAGUUGACGCAGGAGAAACCGAAAAUAAAUAA